AGAUUAGAGAUUUUUCCUCCCUUGUUAUCAGCUGUGUCGUCGCCUGGAGGAACAUUUCCAGGGACACUGGAUCGAAGAUAACACUCCUUGUUACGCCGAGCACGCACAGUCACUUGUGUUCUUGAGAGGAAAUUGUAGUCUUACUUAGUUAUGGAGGAUAGCAUGAGCGUAAAGUCCAUGGAAUCAGUGGCGACUAGUGAUGAAUAUGAAUUUGUGAAUGAAAAAGGUACUAGCAAACAGCAACAGGUCCUCUUGGAACCACCCAUGUUAAAAAUCGCCAAUAACGGCAAUCUGGAGGAUUUGCAAAAUAAUCUCCGUGAGAUUUUGACGGAGGACUCGAAAAUGGAGGGAAGUGAAUUGAAAGUGACUGGUGUCAACCAACAAAGUGAAGAGAAGACAAAGAAAGUAGGCCAAAGUAAAUUUUAUGAUGUUAGUUCUUGUGUUGUCACAUCAGAGAAGCAGGAUGUCAUGAAGCCAGAAGAUUAUCUUGAGGAAGAAUUAAACACAUUAUCACAUGUUCAACAAGAGUGCACUAUUUUCAAUGGUGUUACAUAUUUGGGAGCAGCUGCCAUAAAUGCACCAAAAUCAGAAUGUGAAAUCCAACGUAACAUGAACAUAUUAAAUGCGGAACAGUCCUUAACUUUAGGAAUAAGGGUUUCCGUCUCGGUGCCGAGUAGUUCGCAGGGUUCAGUUAUUUUAUAUGAUGCCGCGACACAGCAAGCCAUCGCACGUUACGAAGUGCAACGUAUUUUAUUUUAUGCACGUGGUGAGAGUACCGGUUCAUGUGCAGCAUGUUUUGCUUUUACAUGGUCACACGGUGACACUUUAGAAUCUGCCAUUUACCAAUGUCACGUUUUCCGCUGUGAUAUACCAGAAGCGGUCGGACAAGUAUCAGCCUGCUUUUCAAAAGCAUUCCACAGAAUACCACGUUCCAUGACAAGUUCUUUAACAGGCAGUGACUUUAACAGUUUCAGUACUGGUGAAAAAAUUAAUUCUAGAGUAUUUAUCUUCGAAGUCACUAUGGAAAUAAAAGAAGAAGAUGGAAAAGGUGGUUUCAGUACAGUUCCAAAAGACAGAAAUUGUUUCAAAUUACGAAGCAAUGUGGCGAAACAAGUUUGUUUGAGUAUCCAGCAAGUGUCCAGUAAAGAAGGAGGCAUUACACUCGAAGUCGAGAGAUGUUUCGGAGUUCUUGUUAGCCCUGGGCGAAAUGUUAAACACAGUGAUAUGCGACUACUUGAGAUGGUAAAGAGAGAUUCACACCAGCAAGUUAAUUUUAUGUCUAUAAUCAGCUCAGAUGUUCGCAAUAUUACAACAAUUUUGCAGCAAGUUAAUACUGGACCAAUAGUGCAAGACAAACAGUGCUAUAAUAUUUGUGGACGUUGGGAUCCCGCGGAUCCUGCUUUGGAAACUCUUAAUAUAGAAACUGCUAGAGAGGGUAGAACUUUCAUAACUGUUGCUGUUGAUCUUGUUAUUAGAGAUAUUCGAGAACCGGUGAGAUUUGUGAUCGAAACGUCGGUUAAAGUGUUUCCACAAAACGAGAGAUUUUGGUAUUUUAAUAAAAGAAAUCUCGUGCAACAGUUUUAUCUUAAUUCCAAAGAGGUAAUUUCCGGGGAUGGUGCGGAGGUACAUUAUGAAGUACAAAGCAUAGAAACAUCUGGCGAACUAGAUAGAAACAGACUAAAUCUGGCUCUGAAUCUGGCAUCUUUAAUUAGAUCACCUUCAUUAACUAGUAUCGACACACUUACACCUAAAGAAGAAAUAGAUUCAGAUGGGGAUGAACCUAUGUUAAGUGGUACUGGCGAAGUCUCGAAAGAUUGUUCGGCAGAUGAAUUGGCCAGCUGGGCUGAAGUUUUAGAUAGUUGGCAAGUUAACGAACAACGUCCAAAACUUCUUAUAAAAUUGACAAAACAAGGAAUUCCUGAAGCUUUACGCGGUGAAGUUUGGCAACGUUUAAGUAAUUGUGACAAUUCACAAGAGAUGAUGGACAAAUAUAGAAUGUUGAUUACAAAAGAGAGCAGCUGUGAGAGUGUAAUAUUAAGGGAUAUUAAUAGAACAUUUCCAGCCCAUGAUUUCUUUAAAGAAACGGGUGGUUUAGGACAAGACUCUUUAUACAGAAUAAGUAAAGCAUAUGCUGUUCACGAUGAAGAGGUUGGAUAUUGUCAAGGCCUCAGUUUCUUAGUUGCUAGUCUAUUACUGCACAUGCCCGAAGAGCAAGCGUUUUGUGUUCUGGUCAAAUUAAUGUACGACUAUGGUCUUCGAGAUUUAUAUAAAGAUAGAUUUGACAACCUGUACAUGCGAUUUUAUCAAUUAAAUCGUUUAAUAGAAGAUCAAUUGCCGGAACUUUAUAAGCAUUUCUGUGAUCGCGGUGUAGAAACGCACAUGUUCGCCGCACAAUGGUUUCUAACUCUAUUUACUGCUAGAUUUCCAUUAUAUCUUGUCUUUCAUAUCUUGGACGUAUUUCUUUUACAAGGACUCGACACAUUAUUUCAAGUCGCUCUUGCUUUGUUGAUGCUUUGUAAAAAAGAGUUAUUACAACUAGAUUUUGAAAGCAUAUUAAAAUACUUUCGGGUGCACUUACCAAAACGUUGUCGAAACGAAGAAGUUGCUCGUCACGUUAUGAAGUUAGCUUGUUCAGUGACGUUGAAGAAAUUGAAGAAAUAUGAAGCAGAAUUUAUGACGUUGAAAGAGGCACAGGAAAAUGCUGAUGAAUACAGUAACGAGGUGGAACAAUUACGCGGUACAGUGGCCAGAAAUGAAGAAGAAAAGCAAAGAUUGGAAAUAGAAUUGCUGCAAGUUAAGGAGAUGCUACAGCGUGAGGUAGCUCGGGCAGACUCCGAAAGCCGCAGGAGCAAUAUCAUUAUAGCUGAAUACAAGCAGAUCUGCCAACGUUUGGAGGACGAUUACAACGCUGCGAAAACAACAUUAAGCGAGUUACGGGCGAAGGUUUCGAAAUGCGAGAAAUGUAGAACGUGUAUAAUGGAUUCGUCGAACAUAUUGGCGGACAUCUCGCAUCCUUUGGAGAAUCGAAUAGAUCCCAUGCUUCACAGGGUGCAGGAAAGAGUGCGCGAGUUGGAACUGGAAUUAGCGCAAACGAAGUUGGCCCAUGUCGAAGCUGAAUGUCGAAAUCAGGAUCUGACACACCAGUUGCAUGCUACCGCUUCCGAGCUGCAAGCCGCGCGAAAUAGUUGGCCAUGGCUUAGCAAAACUUUGUCCAGCAUAAAGGAAGCGGCUAAUAAAAGGGAAGUAAUGGCUCCAACCGCGCUGAGAGAUCUGAGACGUGACAGCGCGCCCGGGGGCGAUUUGCAUCACCUAAUACAUUCUCGUAAUCGCGAAACACGUGAUAGUCUCAAGGAAGCUGUGUGAUGCAACAAAAUGCCAUUAGGAGAAGGAGAAUACGUACAUCUUGGAGUUAUGUGCAGGGCACGAAUAUGUGAACAUGACGUAUGUUCGUAGUUACAUACAACGAUUUGAUCUGCUAAGUCGUUGUAUUCUUUGUCACACUCCCUAUCCAUAUUGCACAUGAAGUGCUUUUGAUCAGGCAGCCUCAUUUACAUAACAGCUGAUAUUACAUUGAAAAUCUUUGUUAUGAUUCUGUUACGUUUUAAAAAUAGAUUUACUUCUGUGAUUUUUUUUCAACACCAUGAGUGUAAACGCUUAUGUUAACAUAUUAUUUUUUACAUUUAUUCCUUUUUCUUCCUUUCAUUCGACGUAUAUUAAUAUACGUAAUGCGAACACAAUGCUGUGCUCGAGAUAAAAAUUUAUAUAAUGCUACGCGGAUUACUAGCGAUGAACGAUCUAUUGAAAAUGAAUUACAUUAUUAUACGCAAACGAUUAUUUACAAUAAUAGGAAAUAAAAAGUAAAUACAUAUGCCGCGUUUUGUAUGAAACUAGUCUAAGUAUGAAAGGAAGAAAAUGCUAUAAAGACUUCUAUCUGUACAUACAGUAACUUUCGAAUAACAAUAGUCAACUCUACUGGAUAAACAUGACAACUCUACUGGAUAAACGCCAUUAUGGAAAUUACAUUACAACAGAGAUAAUUGUUUUGUUUACUUUUCUAUUAACCAGUUUUCUGAUUAACGUAACAUUCCAAAUUAGUAUAAAUGCGUUUUCUUCCAUAUAUCUUUAUUAAGUCCGCUACUCUGUAAUGAUUUCAGUUCUACUAGAUAUAAUUGAUAAUAAUAUACAUAUGUAUAGUUUUGACAAAUAUACACCGACACAAUAUGCUGACACAAUUCUACUAACCCACAUAUAGUAUUAGGUUCGAUAUUAAAAGCUUUCACUACUUUAGUUUUAUAUAUAUACUUUUAUCACCGAUAAACACACUAAACGUAUAUUUUCAUUCCACCAUGAAACAUUAAUUAUAAAAAUGUAGCAGAAUAGAUAUAUGUGUAAGUUACACAGUAGAUACGAGAUAUUUAUAAUACUGUUUAGUUAUACAAUUUGCAUUUUGUUUUGAUAAAAUUUAUAGAUGAACAUUACACUAAAACCCAUAGAUUAUGAUAAUAAGGCACUACUUAAAAAUGCAAUUUCAUUGAUGUGUAAUUUUGUCUAUUAUUAUAAGUGUUUCAACAAUAAAUUUGCUAUUCACCUGUAAUAUAUUCUUGACUAUCAAACUUAGCUUCGUAAGUCGUGCCAUUUAUUUAUAUAUAUUUAUUUAUACAAAUUUACAAGGAAAAAUUAUAAAAACCAUUAUGUGAAAAACUAAAAAUUACACUAUAUAUAAAUACAUAUAUAUGUAUAUAUACAUACAUACAUACAUACAUACAUACAUAUAUAGUUGCAAGCAGACUCGUGCCUUUAAGUUACAUGAUAAAAUUUAUUGAAAAAAUUGAUACGUUUUUUUAUUUAAUUUCUUUAUUAAAAUUACUAAUGAGUAAUACGAACACGAUUUCAAGCAAAGUUUAUGGUCACAUUUGACUUAUGCUCUAGCGAGUAACAGCUUGCAUUGGAAAAUGGAAGACUUUCCUUCUGUAAAUACCAAAAACAACAGUCAAAAUCAUCUAACAGAUUCAUGUAAAGUCUUAGGCUAACUACGUAUGAAUCAUUGUAUACCCUGUAAUUUUAUUCCACUGAAAUAAAGAAAGAUAUCACGUU
This is a messenger RNA of Monomorium pharaonis (pharaoh ant), 5094 nucleotides long. It is a transcript of the gene GAPcenA, whose product is annotated as rab GTPase-activating protein 1-like. NCBI's taxonomy places the organism in Eukaryota, Metazoa, Arthropoda, Insecta, Hymenoptera, Formicidae. The record is from RefSeq and is a predicted model, not a curated record. The coding region runs from base 151 to 3363 and encodes 1070 amino acids. The transcript is spliced from 17 exons.